Messenger RNA from Copidosoma floridanum, 774 nucleotides. RefSeq names its product hemolymph lipopolysaccharide-binding protein-like. The record is from RefSeq and is a predicted model, not a curated record. NCBI's taxonomy places the organism in Eukaryota, Metazoa, Arthropoda, Insecta, Hymenoptera, Encyrtidae.
GUAGCGAAUACUCCACCACUGAACGGCAAACGCACCGGAAGUGUGUACUCGUAUUAUACAUAGUUUAAAGCUGCCGAACAAAAAUGGCCCAUUUAUCUGCGUGCGUUUCAACCCUACUGGUCGCGGCCUGCCUGUUUCAAAUAGCAUCGAUUUCGGGAUCGGUCGGCAGCACAGAGCUCAGAGUUCGCGUGUGCAGCCACAACAAGUCCAUAUCGUUGAAGGUGACGAGCACCAGAGACCAAAGUGUCGAAGGUGCUCUUGAUUGCCGGUGCAACGUCGAGCCGCUGGAAAACUCGUUGAAGAAUCUAGCGAAAAGUGAUUACCAGUACACCCCCGAGGUCGGACUCCACAAGCUUCACUUGGCCGCCGCCAACUGGAACGAUGCGCGUAAGAUGUGCAUGGACGAGGGUGGACACCUGGCCAUCGUGAACUCCGUGGCCGAGGAAAUGGUAUUGUUGGAAAUGCUGAAAAGUAACGCGGAGGGGAUAAGGGGCGGCCAAAACAAGGAGGAGGCUCUGCUGGGUAUCCACGACUUGUUCGCGGAGGGCGAGUGGUGGACGGUUUCGGGGGAGCCACUCCGAGCCACGGGUUACGUAAACUGGUCGAGGAGCUAUUGGGACGGCCAGCCGGAUAAUUACCUGGGCAAUCAGAACUGCGGGGCUUUGGUCGACGUCGGUGGAAUGGACGACGUCUUCUGCCACGACAAGUUUGCCUUCUUCUGCGAGAUACCGGUAACUUGUUGACCCCAACUGUUUCGGCCCUUGUUCACCUUUU